AUGAAGGUAGUGGGAGAGUGGGAGAGUGAAAGAAGGGGAGGAAGUCCGAUUGUCGUAGACAAAGUGUGGAGGAACCUACACGAUGUGCUUGGUGUAGAAGUAGAUUGUCACGUACUUGAUGAAGAGCAAUCCCGAUGCAUGAAAAGAGUAUUCGGCAAGGUUGCCGGGAUAUUCGCAGAUGGAAUUGAGUAG
Paraglomus brasilianum is the source of this 192-nucleotide messenger RNA. NCBI's taxonomy places the organism in Eukaryota, Fungi, Glomeromycota, Glomeromycetes, Paraglomerales, Paraglomeraceae. The record is from the annotation of a GenBank genome assembly.